Messenger RNA from Periconia digitata, 1083 nucleotides. NCBI's taxonomy places the organism in Eukaryota, Fungi, Ascomycota, Dothideomycetes, Pleosporales, Periconiaceae. The record is from the annotation of a GenBank genome assembly.
GCCCAAGAUUCCAAACUUUGAACUACCGACGUGAAAUCCACAGUCUAUUAUAAUAAAAGGCCACGUAAUCUUGGUAGUUGUUUCAUAAUUCGAGUAUCGCUGGCUGCAAGUCUUGAACCUCAAGCAGUCCCUCACACUGCCAUCUUCAUCCUCGAUGUUCAACAUACGAUUGACCCAAGCAGUGUAUCGAAUACUAAAGUUCUCAGUUCGAAUUCUAAUGAAUGACUCUUAGGUGUUUACCAUCUAUGGUUGGCGUCAUGAAUAUCCCUCACAUACGUAUCCAGUCAAUCGAAACGUGGACUGGUCAAUUAUGUAUUUUUUACUGCUACUUCUAUUCAACCUAUGCGUCAGUCUGAUUCUGUAUUGGUCAUUCCUUCGUGUUGAUAUUUAGUUCCUCGUAUUAGAGAGAUUUGGUAUUGCUUCCCCUCAAGUGCUUCUAUCUACAUAUACCUACCUAAAGGAUGCCUGUUUUGUUUUUCGUGUUGGCUAGAUUGGCAACUUGCGUGUAUACAGCAGUCUCGAGCGCUCCUUCCUUCCCCCAAAAGUGCCAAGCCUCCGUCCAAUCUCAUAUGUAAACAUGCACACAGUUGCUGUCCUGUAGACUGUUCCUCUGCUUGACCCCGGCUGUUCCCCCACUUACUUCACUGGGACGCUCAUCCAAGGUCUAUACGCAACAGCCACCCCUGUGUGCACCGGAUGGCCAACACCUUUGACUUUAACGAUUUCAGCCAGCCGCUGCCCUGGAACACAAAUCCGGGCACGGCUGGACCGGGCUUUGCGCCGCGGCAGAAUGACCGCCUACGAAUUCAUCGCUUCCACCCUUGUCGUGACGAGUUGUUGCUUGCGUAUCUAAGCACACGAGGCAUAUCGCCAGGAUUCCUUGCGGAGAUUGACCAGUUCUUUGAUGGCCAUCCAGAAAUCUUCUCCUGUGGUCCGGGCGAGGCGAUGAUCCGAUAUAUGAAUGACCAGUCACCCAUGGAGGCGUAUAGAUACUUCAUUCGAGGCUACACCCGCCCAGCUAGGUACAUAUAUUCUCUUUGCUGGCUUCUGUAUGCAUACUCACCAUUGCGCUCAGCUAUGUGA